GUAGCACUUCCUCCAAACUAUCCUUAUACUCCAAUAUCUCAGCAUGUUUAUCUCAUGGAACCCGCUAAAGAAUAUCAAUUUGAGCUAGAUCCAUUUCAGAAAGCGGCAAUCGCGUCGAUUGAAAGAUCUGAAUCAGUUUUGGUCAGUGCUCAUACUUCAGCUGGCAAGACUGCAGUAGCCGAAUACGCGAUUGCUCUAGCAUUGAAAAAUAAACAGAGAGUAAUCUAUACAAGUCCGAUCAAGGCUCUAAGCAAUCAAAAAUAUAGAGAAUUGGAAUCGGCUUUUAGUGACGUGGGUUUAUUAACGGGUGAUGUGACUAUAAAUCCAAACGCGAGCUGUUUAGUAAUGACAACUGAGAUUUUACUCGCAAUGCUUUAUCGUGGUAAUGAUGUUAUCAUGCGAGAGGUUUCAUGGGUUGUCUUUGAUGAAAUUCAUUAUAUGCGAGAUAAAGUAAGAGGUGUAGUUUGGGAAGAAGUUCUAAUAUUAUUACCUCAUCAAGUACAUUUUGUUUUCUUGUCUGCAACAAUUCCUAAUGCAAUGGAAUUUGCUGAAUGGAUAUGCAAGAUACAUGCUCAGCCAUGUCACGUUGUAUAUACUGACUUUCGUCCCACACCCUUACAACAUUAUAUUUAUCCUUGUGGAGGUGAUGGCAUAUAUAUGGUGGUUGACGAAAACGGUGUAUUCAAAGAAGAUAAUUUUUUACAAGCAACUCAAUCAUUAUUACCAGAUCAAGAUAUUGAAUACAAAUCUUUUAAGGGUAAAAAAACAACUGUAAUUGAUAAAUCAACCAAAG
Molecule: messenger RNA, 793 nt
Organism: Racocetra fulgida
Lineage: Eukaryota; Fungi; Glomeromycota; Glomeromycetes; Diversisporales; Gigasporaceae
Source: the annotation of a GenBank genome assembly